This is a messenger RNA of Heteronotia binoei (common prickly gecko), 4222 nucleotides long. It is a transcript of the gene GNAT2, whose product is annotated as G protein subunit alpha transducin 2. Gene Ontology annotation, cellular component: heterotrimeric G-protein complex; photoreceptor inner segment; photoreceptor outer segment. Gene Ontology annotation, biological process: adenylate cyclase-modulating G protein-coupled receptor signaling pathway; detection of chemical stimulus involved in sensory perception of bitter taste. NCBI's taxonomy places the organism in Eukaryota, Metazoa, Chordata, Lepidosauria, Squamata, Gekkonidae. The transcript has 9 exons. The coding region runs from base 288 to 1340 and encodes 350 amino acids. The record is from RefSeq and is a predicted model, not a curated record. Gene Ontology annotation, molecular function: G protein-coupled receptor binding; G-protein beta/gamma-subunit complex binding; GTPase activity.
CUUUCCACCUUCUUAGAACUCCUGGACCAGCAGGCUUUCUGUACAGAGCUCUGGGGAAGUCAGCUCUGCAGUGCACCUUCUUUAUGACACGAGGGGAUUCAGCAUAGAAGUUUUAUUUUGGUCUCUCUUAUCCUCCCUGCCCAAGGAAGGGUGAGUCAACUGUCAGAAGAGCUGGAAGAAACAGAAACAGUGUUAAAGGAGUCAGAGAAACCAAAGAAGGAGGAGGAAGAGGAAGGAAAAAAAGAAAAAUAAAAGGAGGAGGAAAAGAAGAACAAAAAGAAGGUGAGAUGGGGAGUGGAGCAAGUGCUGAGGAGAAGAGGUCCAAGGAACUGGAAAAAAAGCUACAAGAAGAUGCAGACAAGGAGGCAAAGACAGUCAAGCUGCUACUACUAGGUGCUGGCGAGUCUGGCAAGAGCACCAUUGUCAAACAGAUGAAGAUUAUCCAUCAAGAUGGUUACUCAAAAGAAGAAUGUAUGGAGUUCAUAUCUGUCAUAUAUGGCAACAUACUGCAGUCCAUUCUGGCCAUCAUCAGAGCCAUGAUCACUUUGGGGAUAGAUUAUGGUGACUCAGCCCGAGCAGAUGAUGGACGACUGCUGUUCAACUUGGCUGACUCCAUUGAAGAAGGAACUAUGCCUAAAGAGCUAGUGGAAUGUAUAAAGAGGCUCUGGAAAGAUUCAGGUGUUCAGGUCUGCUUUGACCGGGCAGCAGAGUACCAGCUCAAUGACUCUGCUUCAUACUACCUGAAUGAAUUGGAUAGGAUCACAGGUCCCAAUUACCUCCCCACUGAACAAGACGUACUGCGAUCACGAGUUAAGACCACAGGUAUCAUAGAAACAAGAUUCUCUGUCAAAGACCUCAAUUUCAGGAUGUUUGAUGUGGGUGGACAGAGAUCAGAGCGCAAGAAGUGGAUCCACUGUUUUGAAGGAGUGACCUGCAUUAUCUUCUGUGGAGCUCUCAGUGCUUAUGACAUGGUGUUGGUAGAAGAUGAUGAAGUGAAUCGUAUGCAUGAAUCUCUGCAUCUGUUCAACAGCAUAUGCAAUCACAAAUUCUUUGCUGCCACUUCCAUUAUUCUCUUCCUGAACAAGAAGGACCUCUUUGAGCAAAAGAUCAAGAAAGUACACCUCAACAUUUGUUUCCCAGAGUACGAUGGUCCCAAUACAUAUGAUGAUGCAGGCAACUACAUCAAGCAUCAGUUCCUUGACCUGAACAUGAGAAAAGAUGUGAAAGAAAUCUACAGUCAUAUGACCUGUGCCACAGACACACAGAACGUCAAAUUUGUAUUUGAUGCAGUUACAGAUGUCAUCAUCAAAGAGAAUCUCAAGGACUGUGGUCUCUUCUAAGACUUCAGCUUUUUAAACAGGAAAGACUUCCAGUUAGCUUCACUGUUCUGCUAAGCAGAGCCAACGGAGUAAACAAAGUCAAUAAAGCAACAAGGAGUCCGUAUUUUUCUAUGAUCCACCCAUAAUACAAACAUACCACCAAAAAGGUAUGAAGGAACAAAGCUAAAAACCUCCCAUCUCCCAGCCGUUUUCUUUGGUAGCUUUCCUUCUUACUGAAGUAUUCUGCAGUCUAAGUCUUCAAACCAUUAUUUUCAAGACAGAAAACACAGUCUGCAAACCAAGAACUGAGCGUGUGAUACUGGACCUUCAUGUGUUUAUGCAACUGUGUUUUUAAAAGGCACGUUUCAGUGGGAAUGACACAACCAGUGCUUUUGUGGAUUCUUUGAUAGAACUUUUCAGUUCCUUAUCUAUGCAAAUGGUCUGAACUGAGAUUCUGCUGAGUGUGAUCAUAAUUGGUUGAAAAUAGAGGUCAAACGUAAUUCCUACAUUGUUAUAUAUUUGAUUGAUUUGCUAGUUUAUGAAUAAGCCCAGAAAAUUAGAUGGCAUUUUUCAAACUUUCCAGUAAAUACAUUAAUUGCAGUUCUCUGAAACUGGUGCAAUUUGUCCCCACAGCCUUAAGUAGACUGCUCAUUUGCUUUCUAGUCUCCAACUCUCCACACACACAUUAGAGAACGUUGUGACCCCAGUGAUUUACUUUCUCCAAUCCUACUCAUCCCACAGAGCUCAGCAGUAUUGCUCUCAACUCAAUGCUUUACUUGUCUGCUGUGGAGACGACUUGCUCCACCUGUCUCACUAAUCCCUGAUACAAAAGAUCACAGCAAUGUGCAGAAGAAUAUGAUGGACCUAGGGUUAGAAAACUUCUCACACACAGAAAAUAGAAAGAAAAAUGAUACAAUGUUGAAGUGGUUAUGUCAGCAUUCUCACUGCUAUUUAGAGCUGUAUUUGUUCUUGACCAUUUGUAAAUACAUCUGAUGUUACUGUAGACAAGAUUCUCUUUGUAUCAAUAUUUACAGCAGAGAAUUGCUUAUACAGCUUCAACUAACUGUAGAAAAUCCCAAAAUAAAGAAAUGCACACAUAAAGCAUGGCUAUGGUGUUUUGUUUUAAAAAGUAACUUAAAGCAUUUUCAAGUUCCAUUUUAGUUUCAAAAGCCACCUGUUAUACAGUUAAAGAAACACAAAUGGUACAUUCCACAAAGGCCUACUAUAAGAACUAGUGCAGUUCAAUGGAUAAGGCUGUAUUUGAGAAAACUGGAUUCAAACUGUAGGUCAACCACAGACUUACACACUGGUAAAUUGCCACAAUAAAAUGUGGCUUGCAGGUAUGAAGCAACUACAGGAUAAGCCUGACAAAGUUAAUUCUCUCAUAUCUCAAGCAACAACUUUCAGCAGAAGUCAGUCCACCUUUGUGAAACAUGAAUAAUUAAUGUGGUGGAUGUGAGCUGAAUAUUCACUGCAAGAAGUGCAAUGUGAUUAAUUGUUUUUUUGUAUUUCCAAAGUAAACUAGGGAGAAUAUGGAUACUUACUUUAAUCAAAGAGUUCCUUGCCAUAGUUUGCAUGUAGAUAAAUUACAUUUAUCAUCAUAUCAAGUGGCAAAAGAAAUAUUCUCACUUUUCUCCUGUAACAUGGUAACAGGCAUUCUUAAAGCAGGAUUUUAUAUAUCCACUGUUAUGACUUCUGACACAAGAGCUUGUAAAAAUAUGACUUCUAUUCUGACCUACUGUAUAAGUUGCCCAAUACAAUGCAACUGAACACUGGCAAGAGAUUUCUCUAGAAUACAAGACACAAAAGCAUUCUAACUAUAUACACUGACAUCUUGAAAUAUCAAAAGCUAACCCAUCUAGCUAGAAUCUUUAUUUGCAAAAACUGAAAAUACAAUUAGUAUCAGAGAUUGUUGAAGAUCAUGGAUGAAUUUCUGGAAAUGUCCAAGAAAGUUAGGAACAUCUAAGCUUUCAACUCACCAUUUUAAUAUUGCCAGUAAUUACAUCAGGUUGAAACCUGUACAUGAUAAACUGGGGAAGUUUCAAUGUAAUGAUUUCAGCAAAGAAAUGUACUGACUCUGGUUAAGAACAUCACUACAGUAAAAACAAUGGCAAACAGGAACUUGGCACCACAUUUACAGAGUAAAGGCAUGCUGCUGAUAUAUUUUAGAAAUCUCUGAAGAGAAAAAGCCUGGUAAAUGCAGAACAUGUUGUACUGUCUACAAAACUCCCCACUGGUUUAAGACCAAACACAUACAAACAAUUAUGUGGUUGAUAAAGUAGCUUUGUAACAGCACAGAUGCCCUCUUCCAGUUUGGAAUUUUACAAUUUUCUUUAACUGGAAGUCCCUUCAGGCAUUUCACAUGAGGAACAUGGUUCUGCCUGCUACAACAACAGGACACUCAGUGGUUUGGUAAUUAGCAUAAACUAGGCUAACCUUCCCAUCCCAUAAACCAGAAAAACCUAUUACCCUGCUGCAGAAAAUCUCUUUUCUGAGGGGAAAAGCGUUAUAGCGCAUGAAGCAGAAUGGUAACAAAUUAUACAUCAGAAGAAGCCACAGCAUUAGCCAUAUGAAUCCUAAGGCUCUUUUAAGUAGUUGCAGUAAUAUCAAGUUCUGACCACACUAAGUGUUAGAAACAAAAGGCUCCUGCUAAGAGGAAUACUUUCUGCAUGAGCUGGUCAUACCAUGUGCAUAGUUAAGUGAUUUUAAAAACAACAAAAUGUUGUUUGCAAAGAAAUACAAUUUAGUCAAAAUAUAAUUUUGAUGAAAAACCUUAAAAACAGACUAGUGGUGGGUUAUUAAAAGAAAGAAAGCUACAUAUUGAAGUUCUGGAACAUGAACUUCAUAACAGCUGUACACAUUUGAGAUUAUGCAAUCUGAGUGAUGCUUGGAUGGUCCAAAAA